AUGGUUCAACAGCAAGCACUUGCCGAAUUACUCAAAUUGCAUUGUUUCAGAGCGAGAGAUCGCGCAAGAAGAGCCAUGACUAUGAAGCAGACAACAGAGUAUUAUUUGAAUUCGAGCACAAAUACUACUUCCGAUGAUGGAAAAAUACAUGAUGAUGAAUUAAAUGCAAAAACUCAUCAAUCACAACAGUUAUUUGAUUUGAUACCAUUCGGAAAUUCAAAAGGAGUUGAGUAUUUACGGAUUGUUCUGUCCAAUGAAAAAUAUUUAUUGAAUACGCGUGAUGAGCUGAUGGAGAGCAUGAAACAAUGGAUACAUCAUUUUGUGAAUCGGAAUUGUAAUAUUGAAGAUAUUGGAAAAUAUUUAUACGAGAACAAUGAAGACGAGUAUCAUGGAAUGGAAGAGGAAUUAAAUAGAUGUAUUCAUUAUAUGUGGGAUUUUAAAGUGUUUGAAGCUAAAAUUGAUUUGUUGGAUUAUUAUUUACAGCGACGAUUGGAUUUAGUUUGGAGCUCUGAGAAAUUUAAUCAUUGUAGAAAAAAGAGAAACAUUGUCAUUAUAUUUUCCCAAAUCAAACAAAUUAUGAAAAGAUGUAAUUUUUUAAUUUCCAUGAUAAGGAAAAAGUUUGAAAUUAUUUUCAAACAAUACAAACAAUUCGAAAUAUUGUUAGGCGUAAAUUUGAAGAAUUCAGGUUUCGUGAUAACAGACAACUCAAUAACCGAAGUGUUCACUAAUUUUGACCUGAAUGGAAUUGAUAUUCAUUCCUUAUUUAAACUGCAAAUUUUACAUUUGGAACAAGUGCGAGCUGAAAUUGUUUCCUUCUUUUCCAAUAUUAUGUGGACGAAAAACGACAUGACGGAUUGUGUCAGUCUGGACUCUUUUCAAAAUUUUAUAUUUUCACGAGAAAUUGACUCACCUCUCAAAGAAUUUUUCCUUCUCUAUCAGUCCAGUUUUACGCCGCAUCACCAUGAUGGUACGAGAUUGUUAUAUGAUCCACUUGUUGAAGAGUUGACAAUGAAACAACAGAAGCAAAAACGGCUGAGGAAUAUAUUGUCACUACAACUGGAAGAGUUACAAGAAACAGACAAGGUACAAAAUUAUUUUCGAAAACUCUUCGCUCAACACAGAGACUCCACAAAACCACUCACUCAACAACCUCCAAACACUCUGAGAUUAUUCAACACUGGUGAUUUAUUCUCGAGUAAAACAACCAAACAAGAAAGCACAACGCAAACAGUCUAUUCACUCACUGUACUCAAGACCACUAUUGAGGAAGCUUUCACACAACACGAACUCAUGGAUUUUCUCACUGUUCUAUUUCCUUCCUAA
Naegleria lovaniensis is the source of this 1323-nucleotide messenger RNA. RefSeq lists its product as uncharacterized. The record is from RefSeq and is a predicted model, not a curated record. The coding region runs from base 1 to 1323 and encodes 440 amino acids. Lineage: Eukaryota; Heterolobosea; Eutetramitea; Acrasida; Naegleriidae. The transcript has 2 exons.